UGCUGAUCGUCUGGCGGGAAAGAGGCGAGUCGAGGGCACGGCAGCUGUGCACGGGAUGGCGAUUGUCAUGUGGGACUUAUUUGUCAUCGGGAUCUGCCUCCUCGGCGCCUCAGCCGUCACGGCUACCACGGCGGCAUCUGGCGCGUCCGAAGCCUUCGUGCCGUCACGCACACUGCCAGCCGCACCGCAGACAAGGCGUACGCACACAAAAAGCAGAAGGAAAGAGGUAGUGUGAUGUGAUGUGAUGCUUUUGAUUGUCUGUCCACUCUACUCAUGCAGGGUCCGUGCAGGUGCGUCGAGGCGACCUGCGGAUGGAGAACUUCUUCGGGCAGGUCGGCCUCGACCAGGCCGAGGUGGCUGGCGUGGCGUCGUCAGAGACCCUCCUCAGGAAGUAUCUCCGCGAAGAGAAGAAGGACAUCGUCCCUCCGUGAGCACACCACAGAUGCAGCCACGUAGCGAUGUCCCUCCGAAUGUUUGGUGGGUUGUGCUGUGCUGUGCUGUGCAGGACGGCAGCCGAGUUGCGUGACGAGUAUCCUCUGCUCGACCGGCUGCGUGACCUGAAACUCCUGUCGGCACUCGCUGAGGUAUGUGUGAUAUGUCUGCCACCAACACAUUCUCGUGCAAUCCAUCCAUGUGUAUGUGUGUGUGUGUGUUUGUGUGUGUGUUUUGUGCAGUCUGGGCUCUUGCGUGCUCUUGAGGAGAAGGGCCUCACGCUUUCACAAGUCGAAAAAGCGCUGCCCGUUGGUGAGUCACUGAGUCACUCAGUGAGUGACGCCUGCCCAUUCGAUGAUUUAAUCCGCUCGUGGCGAAAUGUGUGUAUGUGUGUCAGCCGAGCGGUUCGGUCUGCUGUCGCUGGCGGCCAACAACCUGCCCACGAUCAAGAACACCCUGCUGCCUCUGCUGGUCGAGCCAGCGCCAGCUCUGCUGCCCAUCGCCACGGCGGCCGUGAAGGCGCCGACCUCCCUCUACACGGCUGUCAUUCCACUCGCACUCACCGGAGCAGGUCAACCGACCGACACACUAAGCUGCCUGCACCAUGGAUGCUCAUGUGUGGGUGUGUGGUGUGUGUGCAGAGGUGGGGGUGCAUUUGGGGUUCAACAGCAUACCGCUGGAUGUGGUCGCCGCCCUGCCCCUGCUGGGCGGCGCUGCCGCGUCCUUCACAGUCGGCAGCUUCCUCGAAGCGCUAGGGAGCGGGAACGGCGGCACCACCACCACCACGACGAGUGCUUCCGUUGCUGCGCCCUCCCUGCCGUCGUUCCCUCGCGGCGCCCUGGCGGCCUCUGCAGGUGCAUUGCCACUCAGAGCAGGUAAGCCAGGCCCAUACGUACACCCACACACUCACCCACUCAUCCCCACAUGUGUGUGAGUGUUUGUGUGCCCGCGUGCAGCGCCCAAGGCGGCUCCCCGAGCGUCCCCUCCCCCUCCGCCACGGGCACCCCUCCGCCCGGCCGUGCCUGCAAAACAAAGGCCAGCGGGAGGACCGGCACCCAAACCGAAACCAGGUAUGACGCAACCGACACACACAUGCAACACACACACGUGUGUCAUUGGGACGUUCCAUUCUCUCUGUCUGUCUCUGUCCACCUUCAGUGGCGCGGCCCGUGGCGCCACCCCCCGCACCGAGGAAGACAGGGCCCAUCCCCACCCGGCCUCCGCCCGCAUCAGCGGCAGCAGCCAAGCGGACGGUCACCACCCCACCGAAGCAGCCCGCCAAGCCGGCAGCCACCACGAAGGCACAGCCCGCCGGCGUCAAGAGGAUCGUUGCGGCGCCUUCGUCCACCUCCAUCGGGGGGCAGCAGCUGAGGAAGGCCUAGAUGGACACACACAAGAGAGAGAGAGCUGGUGCAGGGACAGUCAUUCUGCCGAACGAAGCUUGAUAUCCGGCCAUAUAUCAAUUUUUUGGAUGGCUGGUGUGCGCUCAACGGUCUGCUUUUCGUGCUGCGUGAGUGGUGUAUUGUGGUCUGGUGUGGUGGGUGUGGUGUGUCGGGUAAGUUGGUCGGUCAUGUCUCGCUCUCAGUUUUGUCGCUGAAUAAAUGACUGUCCGUCUGUCUGUCUGUCUGUCUGUCCGUAAGGUAUUUUUCCAUGCUUGCAGGAUGGCAUGGAUCACAUGAGUCACGACACGACCGAUGCACGUCUCUCUGAAAUAUGGCCGCUCCA
Messenger RNA from Vitrella brassicaformis, 2157 nucleotides. NCBI's taxonomy places the organism in Eukaryota, Vitrellaceae. The record is from the annotation of a GenBank genome assembly.